UCAUCAAGGUAUUCAGUGACAUGAAGGUGCACAAGUCCUCAACACCAGAGGAAGUGAAGAAGCGCAAGAAGGCAGUGCUUUUUUGCCUGAGUGAGGACAAGAAGAACAUCAUGCUGGAGGAGGGCAAGGAGAUUCUGGUGGGGGAUGUGGGCCAGACUGUGGGCGACCCCUAUGCCACUUUUGUCAAGAUGCUGCCAGACAAGGACUGUCGCUAUGCCCUCCAUGAUGCAACCUACGACGAGAUCCAGGAGAGCAAGAAGGAGGAUCUGGUGUUUAUCUUUUGGGCCCCGGAGUGUGCACCCCUAAAGAGCAAAAUGAUCUAUGCCAGUUCAAAGGAUAAAGAAAGAAAGAAACUGACAGGGAUCAAGCACGAAUUACAGGCAAAUUGCUACGAGGAGGUCAAGGGCCGCUGCGCACUGGCAGAGAAGCUGGGUGACAGUGCCUUCAUCUUUCUGGAGGGCAAGCCUUUGUGA
Octodon degus (degu) is the source of this 473-nucleotide messenger RNA. Its product is annotated as cofilin-1-like. Gene Ontology annotation, biological process: actin filament fragmentation; actin filament severing; cell motility. The transcript has 2 exons. Gene Ontology annotation, molecular function: actin filament binding. Gene Ontology annotation, cellular component: lamellipodium; actin cytoskeleton; actin cortical patch. Lineage: Eukaryota; Metazoa; Chordata; Mammalia; Rodentia; Octodontidae. The record is from RefSeq and is a predicted model, not a curated record. Bases 21 to 473 code for a protein of 150 amino acids.